AUGAAAGCCUCAUGGUUGGAAGAUCAUCCUGACGUGGUGAGACUCCUGGCACCCUGUGAAGACCAGCUCCAGCAGUUGUUGGAGCUUUGCGAGGGCAUCGAAGGAGCAGGCUUCUCACUUCCUGAAGCUUUGGAGGGGAAGAACUGCUGCCAUUCCCUACGAUGCUUAAUCGCCAACAUGCAAGUGUGGGGUGCCGUGGGCAACCCUCGAGCAGAGGGCUCUGAUUUCGCCCUUCUCACCUUGGGCCAGGAGAUUCCACGGAGUUACUUGGAGAUUGACCAAUUUCUCUCGAAAGACGAUGUGAGCGCUCACUACGUCAGUGCCUCUCGCAUGGAAGAGUUGAUGAAGACGCUGCAUCCGGAGAGCUUGGCUCAAUAUCAUCGCCAGCUGGCACGGAUGCGCGUCACUGUGGUUUGGCGGGAGUUCCGCCGCCGACAGAGCUUACUCCAGGGCGCCCUAGGAAAUCUCCAGGUGCCACCAGGCGAUCUAGCUCAGCAGGACUUGGAUCGUUUGGUGCGGACAGUGCUUUUACACCUGGAUGAGAUCGGCAGCUUUGUGGCUUUGCUGGCAAGCUUCUUCAAGUCCGUUGAUUUAGCCAGCUCUGUGGACGACAGCUUGGUCGGACACGAAGCACGGCCAGUGAUUGACAGAUCGCAAGCUGGCUAUGCGAUGCACGUGGACUGUGGCCACAAUGGACCGUUGGACGAGGUGGAUCUUCGACAGCUGGAGCUCCAUUUACGUGUGGCCAACUUCGGUCGCUUAGCCGUGUGA
Molecule: messenger RNA, 771 nt
Organism: Durusdinium trenchii
Lineage: Eukaryota; Dinophyceae; Suessiales; Symbiodiniaceae
Source: the annotation of a GenBank genome assembly